Molecule: messenger RNA, 1883 nt
Organism: Dicentrarchus labrax (European seabass)
Lineage: Eukaryota; Metazoa; Chordata; Actinopteri; Moronidae
Product: scavenger receptor cysteine-rich type 1 protein M130-like
Exons: 8
Coding region: 113-1858 (581 amino acids)
Cellular component (GO): membrane
Source: RefSeq, a predicted model, not a curated record
UACUCCAGUAAAGCUCCACCUCUUCCUGUACGCAGACAGACACUGAGGACAGCACAUGUGAGACAUCAGAGCAGACAGCAGACAGACGGGCAGAGAGACGCUCUACCUGGACAUGGAUCACCUGUUGGUGCUGUUGCUGUUGCUGUGGAGCUCAGCACUGCAGACUGAAGGAACACCCAACUCAACAGAGUCUGAGGAGGUCAGGUUGGUGGGAGGAGACAGUCGCUGUGCAGGAACACUGGAGCUGAAACAUAAUGGAGACUGGAAACCAGUGUGGGACUUCGGCUGGACCCUGAAGGAAGCAAAUGUUGUCUGUAGAAAUCUGGAUUGUGGUUCUGCUGUUUCUGUAGGAGAGAGAGAGGAGUCUUCAGACAGACCUGUGUGGGUGAUCACCUCUAACUGUGUUCAGUCUGGAUCUUCUCUGAGGGACUGUGCAAGAUCAGUUUCCUCUUCCUCCAUCCUGAAUCACACCUGUUCAGGUAAGCCCAUCAAUGACAUCAUCAAUGACAUAUUUAAUGACAGUAAUGAUCCCAGCACCAUUGACUCUGUGAGGCUGGUGGAUGGGACUAGUCUGUGCUCAGGCAGACUGGAGGUGAAGUCUGACCAGUCUAACCAGUGGUGGUCCUCAGUGUGUGAAGAUGACUUUGACCAGCAGGAUGCAGAGGUGGUCUGUAGGGAGCUCGGCUGUGGGGCUCCUUCAGUCCUCCAGGGGGCGCUCUAUGGAGAAGUGGAGGCUCCAAUGUGGACCAAAGAGUUCCAGUGUGGAGGCCAUGAGUCUGCUCUCCUGGACUGUAGAAGCUCAGGCUCAGCUAGAAACACCUGCUCACCUGGAAAAGCUGUUGGACUCACCUGCUCAGAGUCUGUCAGGUUGGUGGGAGGAGGCAGUCGCUGUGCAGGAACACUGGAGCUGAAACAGGGAGACUGGAGACCAGUGGGAGGCUUAGAUCUGGCAUCAGAGGGGGGCCGAGACUGGACCCUGAAGGAAGCAAAUGUUGUCUGUAGAAAUCUGGACUGUGGUUCUGCUGUUUCUGUAGGAGAGAGAAAGGAGUCUUCAUACAGACCUGUGUGGUUGAUCUACUCUGAUUGUGUUCAGUCUGGAUCUUCUCUGAGGGAGUGUGCAAGAUCAGAAUCCUCUUCCUCCAUCCUGAAACUCACCUGUUCAGACUCUGUCAGGCUGGUGGAUGGGACUAGUCUGUGCUCAGGCAGACUGGAGGUGAAGUCUGACCAGUCUAACCAGUGGUGGUCCUCAGUGUGUGAAGAUGACUUUGACCAGCAGGAUGCAGAGGUGGUCUGUAGGGAGCUCGGCUGUGGGGCUCCUUCAGUCCUCCAGGGGGCGCUCUAUGGAGAAGUGGAGGCUCCAAUGUGGACCAAAGAGUUCCAGUGUGGAGGCCAUGAGUCUGCUCUCCUGGACUGUAGAAGCUCAGGCUCAGCUAGAAACACCUGCUCACCUGGAAAAGCUGUUGGACUCACCUGCUCAGAGUCUGUCAGGUUGGUGGGAGGAGACAGUCGCUGUGCAGGAACACUGGAGCUGAGACAUAAUGGAGACUGGAGACCAGUGGAGGGUCGAGGCUGGACCCUGAAGAAAGCAACUGUUGCCUGUAGAAAUCUGGACUGUGGUUCUGCUGUUUCUGUAGGAGAGAGAGAGGAUUCUUCAUACAGACCUUUGUGGGGGAUCUACUCUGAUUGUGUUCAGUCUGGAUCUUCUCUCAGGGAGUGUGCAAGAUCAGCUUCCUCUAUCGCUUCCUCCAUCCUGAAUCUCACCUGUUCAGGUCCUGUGUGUGCAUCAGUGGCUGCUGACUCAAACAUUGUGGAGGACAGGAGGAAAACCAACCCACAGCAUCGUGUUAUUUUACACUAGUUGGCAGAUUAUCUCUACUUUCUUC